ACCCCGGCAAUGUUUUGACCAUUACGCAUCUUUGCAGGUGUAUGGGCCAGUCCCGGGCUGAGAACCUGGACUACGUGAAGAAACACAUCAAGUUGAACAAACUGGUAAUCUGGAUCGGAACAAGAAUUUACCUGAGUAAUACGAAAGCUCACGGAAUCGGCCGACACACCCAUGAGGAAGUGUUGCACAUUAUGGAGGAAGAUUUGAGAUCAUUAUCGGUCUACCUUGGGACAAAGAAAUUCUUUUUCGGCGAUCAACCAUGUGAGACAGAUGCUGCUUUGUUUGGACUGUUGUGCCAGUUUUGCUGGCAGUGUCCAGGAAGCAAAGGGGAACAACUCGUGAACGACAAGUUCACAAAUCUUGUGGAGUAUUGCGAGCGAAUGAAGGCAACAUUUUGGCCGGACUGGGAGGACUGCAUCACGGCGGACGGAACUAGAACUGCAACAAAAUAACAUGAGAACUUAAUAAAUGGAAUGUAACCCAAAGACACCUUAAAAACAUAUACCUAGGCCGCCAGAUAACCUACCGGACAAUGAUAAUUUUACUGCAUUUGCAUAGUAAAUAUCGUAGCCAGACAACCAACCUAACCCAAGGCAAUCAGUAGUAAAUGUUUCUACUGAACAGACAAUAUCAAAUGUUUUCAAGUAUUCGAUCAAAGAUUAAUCGUCCAGUAUACCAGCAACACCACACACCUUCCACGGCAAAAUUGACACCGGCGAUAUGGCUUUCUUGUCCCCGUUCAAAAUAGUCCGGCCGGCCAUAGCUCCAAUCUCCCGUUCGUGUUGUUGUUGCUAGUGGUUCUUGAUGAUCGGGGCUCUUAUCGUGUCGGUGUAUGCGAGGAUCUGUUCCCAUCUGUACGCGGCACGGUAACAAGCCUGUCAUUCUUGAAGUACCCAACAAGCCUUGUUCCUUACUGUCACGGAGUUUCUGACGUUGUCUUGUAGUGAGGUCAUUCGAUAUGCCAUACCCUCCUUCCUUCAUCACUGGGCUAGCUUUCAGUGCUUCAAUCUGAUUCUCUGAACUUAGCAGUAAGGGGUCUCGGUCUACUAGCAUCCGAGCUUUCAGUAUCAAGGCGAUGAGCACGAAUAAUAUCACUGGGUGACCAUGUCUUAACAUGUACAUGCUCAUUUAGGAUGGAGAAGAAAGUAUCCUGGCACUGGAUAUUUCUUUCACCAGGUUUCUCGGCUACGCCACAGGGUAUAACAUUGUCUCUCGUACUUAAAGCCUCUAGUUUAUCCAACUCGUCGUCGACUUUGUCACCUGGUCCUGCACCAAAUACAUCUUAUUGAGCGAGACAGUAUCAGCGUUCACCACUUCGAUACUCUGGUGCAUAUUUGUCAAUUCGGAUUUCAACUCUGCCGUUUGUGAUUCCAAUUUUCAUCUAUGUUAUGUUACCUCUUUACUUUAUUAACUACGUCAUUCAGAUUUCUAUUGAUACUUUGUUUAACGAUUUUAAAUUGGGUAAUUAAUUCAUCUAUUGAAUCCUUAAGUGAUAAUGGUACUGGGUUCGAGUCCACGUCAUUUGAACAUAUAAUUCUGUGUGUAACAACUUCAUCCGACACCGGUCCACCACCAAGCAACACACAUCACGAUACCCACGUGCAGUGUGAUAGGCAACGUGCAGCUGAUCAAAUUCCAAUUUGAUGAUGUGAACAAACAAAGCAGUUUGAAAUGGUGGCUUUUUCGGCAGAUAAACAGAAAAGUCCUUUCAGUGAAUAUAGUUAGCUAGAUAUGUUGAUGCUCCGUAUCCCUCCGAUAGUGGUAGCGAGCACCUGUGCACAAAUAAGAGUCAAUAUUGAAUAUCAGAACAUCUGACUGUGGGUACCCGUGAAGGUCCGGGUUAGAAUAUUGAUCUUCAGAAACUCAUGCUUGUCGUAAGAGGCGACUAACGGGAUCGGGUUGUCAGACUCGCUGACUUGGUUGACACAUGUCAUCGGUUCU
Haliotis rubra (blacklip abalone) is the source of this 1941-nucleotide messenger RNA. Its product is annotated as failed axon connections homolog. Gene Ontology annotation, cellular component: cytoplasm. The transcript has 3 exons. The record is from RefSeq and is a predicted model, not a curated record. Lineage: Eukaryota; Metazoa; Mollusca; Gastropoda; Lepetellida; Haliotidae. Bases 42 to 452 code for a protein of 136 amino acids.